AUGGAGGAUGAUGACGGAGCAGAGCUCUGUUUUCCACAACUCCUCAACACCUCCUGCAGGAAGCCGACACUUCCUCAGUCCGAAGCCAUGUUACUGAACAUUCUUGUAUCCUCCAUGUCUAUGCUCACUGUGGCUCUCAACCUGCUUGUCAUCAUCUCAGUCUUCCACUUCAGGCAGCUCCACACACCCACCAACAUCCUCCUUCUCUCUCUGGCUGUCUCAGACUUUCUCGUGGGCCUCCUGCUGAUGCCGGGAGAAAUCCUCCAACAAACAUCCUGCUGGUUUCUUGGUGACCUUGUGUGUUCUCUGUAUAUUUAUGUAGGGUACAUCAUUCCUGCUGCCUCAAUAGGAGACAUGGUGCUCAUAUCAGUUGACCGAUAUGUUGCUAUUUGUCACCCUCUGCAUUAUACCACCAGAAUCACUGUGAGAAGAGUUAAACUCUGUGUUUGUCUGUGUUGGUUCUGUUCUGUUUUCUACAGCAGUUUCUUUCUACAGUAUGGCGUGACUCAACCAGACAGGUAUAAUUCCUGCUAUGGAGAGUGUGUGGUUAUAGCUCACUAUAUAGCAGAAGCUGUUGACCUUGUUUUGAGCUUAUUUUUUCCAGUUACUGUCAUCGUAGUUCUGUAUAUGAGAGUAUUUGUAGUGGCUGUGUCUCAGGCUCGUGCCAUGCGCUCUCACAUUACUGCUGUCACACUCCAACGUACAGUGACUCUAACAGUGAAGAAAUCUGAGCUGAAAGCAGCCAGGACUCUUGGUGUUCUUGUAGUUGUGUUUCUAAUAUGUUUAUUCCCAUAUUAUGGUGUGUCUCUUGCAGGGGGCAACUCGCUCAAUACUACUUCUAUAACCUUUGUAAUAAAUUUGUUUUAUUUAAACUCAUGUCUAAACCCUGUGAUUUAUGCCAUGUUCUACCCCUGGUUUAGAAAAGCAGUUAAACUUAUUGUUACUCUUCAGAUACUGCAGCCUGGCUCCUGUGAGGCCAAAAUGCUGUAG
This is a messenger RNA of Micropterus dolomieu (smallmouth bass), 990 nucleotides long. Its product is annotated as trace amine-associated receptor 13c-like. The record is from RefSeq and is a predicted model, not a curated record. Gene Ontology annotation, molecular function: trace-amine receptor activity. Bases 1 to 990 code for a protein of 329 amino acids. Gene Ontology annotation, biological process: G protein-coupled receptor signaling pathway. The transcript has 2 exons. Lineage: Eukaryota; Metazoa; Chordata; Actinopteri; Centrarchiformes; Centrarchidae. Gene Ontology annotation, cellular component: membrane.